UCAGCAAGAAAGGAAAGGAGCUGAAUAUCUGGCAAGUUGUGGAGCGUCUGCGCUCCAGGUUAAAAUGGCACCAAUACGCAGUUGUGUUACGGGCGGAUUCAGGAAAUGGAACAGGUGGAUAUGUGUCAUCCAGAUAAGGAGCAUAAAGUGACCACAAGGCGGAUUUUUAAAGUGUAUAAUUACUUAUCCUAAAGAAGACCUUACACCAAAAAGGUUGUUCUAAGAAAACUGGAUGUGAAUAUGAUCUCCAAUUAAAAAAAAACUUGGCAGAAGGAUACACAGCUUGCUGUGCAGGUUUCACCCGCUGACUUUCUGACUCUAGCAGAGGAGAGAGACACCGAAACGGCGACGCGCUUCAGACGCGAUCGCAGCCUGGAAGCGGCCGGCGGCGGGUAACUUCUUGCUACGGUGACCUGUUGAAAGCCUUCAGACUGGUGGCAUUUAACUUUUUUUUUUUUGCUCGCUGUUAAAAUGUUUCGAUAACAGCGAACAUUUCCUAAAUAAAUCUGUGCUCGUUAUUGGCAAUUCGGGCACUUGUGGAUAGAGUGAUUUUGAAAAGAGACUUAAACGGGAGUCUUAUGGCGAAUAUUCUUCUCUAAACAAAUACCGAUCCGGUAAGAAAAGACCGUCAGUGGAUCAUCGGAGGAUCAACAUGGGUGAAGGCGAGCCGACCGAGUCCAACGUGCUGGUGGCCGUCCGUGUCCGGCCGAUGAACAGGAGGGAAAAGGACCUGAAUACAAAAUGUGUGGUGGAAAUGGAGGGAAACCAGACGGUGCUUCUCCCUGCCAACUCGAGUCUGGGGAAGGGGGACAUCAGGAGUCAACCAAAGGCCUUCGCCUACGAUUACUGCUUCUGGUCAAUGGAUGAAGCGCAAAAUGACAAAUUUGCAGGACAAGAUGUGGUGUUUCAGUGUCUUGGGGAGAGCCUCUUGAACAAUGCCUUCCAGGGCUACAAUGCCUGUAUCUUUGCCUAUGGACAGACAGGUUCAGGGAAGUCUUACACCAUGAUGGGCUCUGUGGACCAGCCUGGCCUGAUCCCACGACUCUGCAGCUCACUGUUCGAGCGAACUGUGCGGGAAGAAAAGCAGGACGAGAGCUUCACUGUAGAAGUUUCCUACAUGGAAAUCUACAACGAGAAAGUCCGUGACCUGCUGGACCCCAAAGGCAGUCGACAAGCCCUCAAAGUGAGGGAACACAAGGUGUUGGGCCCCUAUGUGGAUGGCCUGUCACGCCUUGCCGUCACCAGCUACAAGGAUAUCGAGUCCCUGAUGUCUGAGGGGAAUAAAUCCCGCACUGUGGCAGCCACCAACAUGAACGAGGAAAGCAGCCGCUCUCACGCCGUCUUCAACAUCAUCCUGACACACACGCUCCAGGACCUGCAGUCAGGGACCAGCGGGGAGAAGGUGAGCAAGCUGAGCCUGGUGGACCUGGCUGGCAGCGAGCGGGCUGCAAAGACCGGUGCUGCUGGCGAGAGGCUGAAGGAGGGCAGCAACAUCAACAAGUCCCUCACCACUCUUGGGCUUGUGAUCUCAGCGCUGGCAGACCAGGGUGCCGGCAAGAGCAAGUUUGUGCCGUAUCGGGACUCCGUGCUCACCUGGCUGCUGAAGGACAGUCUGGGCGGGAACAGCAAGACGGCCAUGGUUGCCACGGUGAGCCCGGCGGCCGACAACUAUGAAGAGACGUUGUCCACGCUACGCUACGCAGACCGCGCCAAGAGUAUAGUCAACCACGCGGUGGUCAACGAGGACCCCAACGCCAGAAUCAUCCGCGAGCUACGGGAGGAGGUGGAAAAGCUGCGGAUGCAGCUCUCCCAGGCGGAGUCCAUUAAAGCCCCAGAGCUGAAGCAGCGACUGGAGGAAUCUGAGAAGCUCAUCAAGGAGAUGAUGGUCAGCUGGGAGGAGAAGCUGAGGAAGACCGAGGAGAUUGCACAGGAGAGACAGAAGCAGUUAGAGAGCCUGGGCAUCUCCCUGGAGUCGUCUGGUAUCCGGGUCAAGGAGGACAAGUGCUUUUUGGUCAACCUCAAUGCUGACCCUGCCCUCAAUGAACUUCUGGUCUACUACUUGAAGGAGCACACGCUAGUGGGUGCGGCCGACUCCCAGGACGUCCAGCUGUGCGGAAUGGGCAUCCAGCCAGAACACUGCGUCAUCGACGUCACCGCUAAGGCAGCCGUGCUUCUCGCACCCAUCCGCAGCUCACGCACCUUUGUGAAUGGCUCGCCGGUCACCAGCCCAGUGCAGCUUCACCAUGGCGACCGCAUCCUUUGGGGCCACAACCAUUUCUUCAGGGUCAACCUACCCAAGCUGAGGUCCCGGGGUGGCAGUGAGAAUGAGGAGGGUGAGCUUGGAGCCAUGACGAGCAGUCCCAGCACCGAGAACCUGGACAUGGAUGGUGAAGGAUCCAGUGAAGGAUCCAGCGAGGUCAGCUUCAGCUAUGAGUUCGCCCAGACCGAGGUGAUGAUGAAAGCCCUGGAUAAUGAUGACCCCCUGCAGGCUGUGCUGCAGACGCUGGAGCGGCAGCAUGAAGAGGAAAAGCGCUCUGCCCUCGAGCAGCAGCGGCUGAUGUACGAGCAGGAGCUGCAGCAGCUGCGCAGGCAGCUGCAUUCGGAGCAGGAGUCGCAAGAGCAGUACCGCAGUACGGAGGGCCAGGACAGACCGGCGUCGCCGCCCACUGGUCAGACCCGCAUACGGCAGUGGGCCGAGGAGAGGGAGAGCGUGCUGACUCGCAGCCUGAGGAAGCUGCGGGAGCAGAUCGUGAGGGCCAACCUGCUUGUGCAGGAGGCUGGCUUCAUCGCUGAGGAGCUGGACAAGAAGACAGAGUACCGCGUCACCCUGCAGAUCCCCGCUGACAACCUCAACGCCAACCGCAAGCGGGAUGCUGUGCUGAGCGAGCCGGCAGUGCAGGUGCGUCGCAAGGGCAGGGGCACGCAGAUCUGGGCCAUGGAGAAGAUGGAGAACCGACUGGUGGACAUGCGGGAGCUCUACCAGGAGUGGAAGGACUGCGACGAGGACAACCCAGUGAUGCGCGGCUACUUCAAGAGGGCCGACCCCUUCUUCGACGAGCAGGAGAACCACUGUCUCAUCGGCGUGGCCAACGUCUUCCUUUCCUGCCUGUUCCAUGAUGUCAAGUUGCAGUAUGCUGUUCCCAUUAUCAACCAGAAGGGGGAGGUUGCUGGGCGUCUGCAUGUGGAGGUACAGCGAGUGAUCGGUGGGCUAGAGGAGCAUGUGGCAGGAGGAGAGGAUGCUGAGGGGAGCACAGAAGGGGAGGCCCAGGAGCGAAUGCUGAUCUGCAUGAUAAAGAUCCUGCAGGCCACAGGGCUGCCCCGGUUCCUGUCCAACUUCGUCUUCUGCUUGUACUCCUUCUGGGGCCUGUCUGAGCCUGUUUGCGUGGCGCCUGAGGUGGAUCCCACCAUCUCCUGCAGCAGCAAGGACCCCCAGAGCAUGGUUGUGUUUGACAGCAGCAAGGAACUGGCUGUGCCGGUGUCCGAGGACUUCCUGGACUACCUUUCGGAGGGCGCGGUGGCCAUCGAGGUGUACGGACACAAGCCCUCGGACCCCCACAGGAACCAGGCGCUGUGGGAUCUGGGCAUCAUACAGGCCAAAACACGUAGCCUGAGGGACAGGUGGAGCGAGGUGACCCGCCGGCUGGAGCUGUGGGUCCAGGUGCUAGAACUGAACGACGCGGGCAAGUACGUCCCCGUGGAGGUGCUGCCCGCACGGGACAUCCGCACUGGGGGCAUCUUCCAGCUCAGACAGGGUCAGUCUCGGCGUAUCCAAGUGGAGGUUCACUCGGUGCAGGACUUGGGUACCAUGCCCCUCAUCGCAGAGUCGAUACAGUCUGUCUCGGUGGGUUGUGUGGAGAUCCGGCAGGUCCGGCCACCCCGGCCCAACGAAUCGCGGCAGGUGGAAGAUGACGACAUGGACAGUUACCAGGAGCGAGACCUGGAGCGUCUUCGUCAGCAGUGGCUGGCUUCCCUCACCAAGACGCAGGAGUACCUGGACCAGCACCUGCAGAAGCUGGUCAGCAAGCCCGAUAAGACUGAGGAGGACAUGGAGCGGGAGGCCCAGCUGCUGGAGAGGCGUCUGACACUGACUGAGGAGCGUAAUGCUGUCUUGGUGCCCUCGGCGGGCAGCGGGAUCCCUGGCGCCCCUGCAGAGUGGGUUCCUGUCCCUGGCAUGGAGACCCACAUCCCAGUUCUAUUCCUGGGCCUCUGCACGGAAGACAUGAACUCCCAGGACACAGUAGAAGCAGGCUGGGAUGCCACACUGAGCCAGGAGGACGAGGAUGAGUUUUUUGAGCUUCAGAUCGUCAAGCACCAUGUCGGCCAGGUGAAGGCGGAGGCGUCCUGGGACUCCACCGUGCACAGCGCCCCCCAGCUGAGCCGCGGCUCGGUGCCGGAGCAGCAUGUGUACCUGAUCGUGCGCGCAGUGGUGAGCUUCAGCCACCCCCUGCCACUGCGACUGGUCCUGCGCAAGCGCAUCUGCGUGAACCUCGCCGGCCGGCAGGGGUUUGCCCAGAGCCUCCUGAAGAGAAUGUCCCAGCGCAGCACCAUCCCAGGCUGUGGGGUGACCUUCGACGUCGUCUCCAACAUCCCUGGGGAUGCACUAUGCACAGAAGACCAAGAGAUGCUGGCUAAGCUGGCUGCCAACACAGACAACCCCGAGUCGGCCGACAGCGAGGCAGCUAUCGAGAAGUACCUCCGCAGCGUACUGGCCGUGGAGAACAUCCUGACGCUGGACCGCAUGCGGCAGGAGGUGGCGGUGAAGGAUCAGGUGGAAAACAAAGGGAAGUGUCCGAGACGCAGCCCCACCAACAUCCCACGGCCAUCUGGAAGUCGACAGGACCUUAGUGUGAACUCGCUACUAGAGAACAAGGAUCGCUGGGAGAGCCAACAGGACAUGGACUCUGCUCAGCUGAAAGGCAGCCUUCCUCACUCCUCAUCCUCGCAAACCCAGGACCAGGAGCCAGCCCAUUCUUUCUGGACGGCCCCCGAUCUCUCAGGAUUGGCUGCACCUUAUCUUUCACCAGUGAAGGCUCUGGUGGCUCCCAUGCCCAAGCUGCUCAAGUCCCUGCUCCCAGCUCGCGAUGGCAAGAAGGACCUGCGACUGGCCCUCCCCUCCCAGCAGGCCGCGCCUCGUAUCACAGUACAAUCCUCAAGCACCCAGGAAAGCCCAGUUAGAACAAACCAGGGGCAGGGACGGCCAGAGACCACCGAGGCCCCCGUCCUUUCUGUCAGAGAGCCCCCAGCUGUGCCCGUCAGCCCGAUGAGUAUGCUCUCCAGUGGCUACUCCUCAGCCAGCGUCUCCACCACGACCCUGUCCGACGCCUCGCAAGCGUCCAGCGGGGACCCUAGCCCUGUCGCCAGCCUGGGCCCCAGCAGCAUGCCCGGCAGCCCCCGGAACCCAACCCCCCCCCCUUUAAAACCCGCUCUUAUCAACCCUUUCAAGAUCCAGAAGGUGAAGACCUCUGACCUUAAGUCCUUCAGGAACAUCUUGAGUGAAGAAAGUAGCAGCGAUACCGGCGAGUCAAAGGAAAAGCUGGAGAUGGCAUGGGAUUCGGACGAGCUCAGCGAAACGCCUCUGCCGGAUUGGUUGAAAGAGGGACAGUAUGUGACUGUAGGUACCAACAAAACUGGUACCGUGCGCUACGUGGGUCCCAGCGACUUUGCAGAUGGCAUGUGGGUCGGCGUGGAACUCGACACUCCUUCUGGUAAGAACGACGGCUCAGUUGGCGGACGCCGGUACUUUAAUUGUAACCCCGGUUACGGGGUCCUGGUGAGACCCGACAGGGUAACCCGGGCCAACGGCUCCAAGCGCCGCAAAGAGAAGCGCCAUAGCUCCGGCUUUGGCUCGAACCCAAACCUGGCCGCCUUGACGGCCCUGGCAAAAGGCGGACACGCUGUCCCGCAAUCGUAAGUCCUGGAACAACUGAGUCGGGGGUCCGGCAUGUGGCCCCUUGAAGCCCGGGAACCCUCAUCUUCCUCUCAGUGGCAGCACUGAGAAGGUGGCAGAACCUGCCUUUGGUGCCACAUUUGAAAGAACAUUCAUCCAUUCUGUAUUUAUGGUGAGUGGUGGAGCCCCCUAGUGGACAGAGAGCACACUGUGUGUGCAAGGAUUUCAACACCACUGGAAUAUCCAUAGAGCACAGACAGCAUGUACCUUUUGCAUGGUGUUAGAGUGAAGCACCUGCUGCCAGUGUUGGCUCUUCCCUACAUACCGAAGCCCCAUGUCUUCUGUAACACUACUGUCUGUCCAGAGCAGCUUUGUCACUGGCUGUCGGCUUGUUCCUACGUCGUCAUUUUUGUCUGAGAAAUCUUAAACCUUUUUAUCACCUUUUAAUAUAUUUCCAGAACUUUUUUUUUUUUUUUUUUUGAAUAUUUUCGAAUAAUGUGCCUUUUAAGAACGUCUGCUUUGAAUCUCAAUUUUUCUCACAUCUCAGGGACUAGGAUUCGGGGAAUGAAUGGGCCUUUUAUGAGUGGUUUACAAAAAAGUCAAAAUAAAAAUGAAGCAGCAUCCAGUCUGGGGGGGGGGGGGGGGGUUCCAUCUCUACUUUGCCUGACACGCAUAGUAGUAUGUAAAACUAAAAGAAAAUUUAAAAGCUUUGGUGUAAACCUCUUAUUUUCAGUGGGGAGCCAGAAUGUGUAAAUUGCACAAUUAAAUCAUUUUUAAUCAAUUUUAAAUUUCUUAAAAUCUGGGUUCAGGGCCAUGCUCUGGGAAUAAUCUGUAUCUUUGGGGCAAAUAUCUAGUCUGUGCUCCUAUCUGAUAGUUUAGGUCUUUGGUUUUCGAUUUAUGCACCAAUAUCCAGGCUGCAGGAUAUAUUGUUCGUACGUGUAUGAUGUUUAAGGGUUAUGGUUUAUUUAAAUGCUUCAUGUAUGUGUGUUAUUGGGGAGGGGGGGAAGCCACUUCCUGUUUCUGCCUUCAUGAUUUAUUGACCUGUAUGGUGAUGUGCAUUUUAUUUCUCCAUUCUUUUGGCACUUCAAGGGCUGCAUUGCCUUAAAUAUUUGUGCUUCCUGUCCUGUGAUUGGUUUAUGAAGCACAGAGUGGCUUCUGUUUAAAACGGCACUAAGCUCUGUUGCAGCGUUGAAAGUUUUCCAGUGGAAUAUAACUGGACUCUUCGAAGCCACGAACACAUCACUAAGAACAUCUUUGUAACGAACGACUCGCUGCUGCUCAUUAAGAGUGACCCCCAACAUGCCAAACGCGGUAGAUGCCAUACUGUGGUCGGUUGGCAAUGAACCCAUGAGAUUUUGCUGCAAAUGGGAUUUGGACAUGGAUGGUGGUGGGUCAUAUUUUUUUUUUCUUUCUUUUUCUUAAAUUAACCUUUCCCCCCCGACAUUGUUUUUGACUGGCAGUCGUUACAUAGAUGAAAAGAAAAAGAUGUUUGCAGCGGUUCUGCGAGCCUGCGGUAAUUCAGCAACACUAAAUCCACCUUACUCUCUUUCUGCAUGGGAUGAAAUGCCAUCAAACCAAUCAAGCGGCUUAUGUAUUUAUUUUAUUUUCUUAAAUUGAAGUUGUGCCAUUGUUGAUGGUUCAGACAAGUUCAUUGCACACUAAUGCAGGGGCUCUCAAAAGUUCAAAUCAGGAUAAAGGAAUAAACAUUUUUGCGAUGUCUCA
Messenger RNA from Brienomyrus brachyistius, 7609 nucleotides. It is a transcript of the gene kif13bb, whose product is annotated as kinesin family member 13Bb. Gene Ontology annotation, biological process: regulation of protein localization; microtubule-based movement. Gene Ontology annotation, molecular function: microtubule binding; ATP binding; cell adhesion molecule binding. Gene Ontology annotation, cellular component: adherens junction. The record is from RefSeq and is a predicted model, not a curated record. NCBI's taxonomy places the organism in Eukaryota, Metazoa, Chordata, Actinopteri, Osteoglossiformes, Mormyridae.